AUGACGUACCAGGCCUCCCCUCAACAUUCGAGCCCAGAUUCGCAAACCGAAUCUCUGGACCAGCAACUAUUGGAGACCAUAACCGUCCAAGAUCGCCAGUAUCAGAAAUAUUCGAUUGAUCACCGCAUAUCGUUUGUCCCUGUUGAUGAGGAAGAAGCAGAGCGUCUCGAGAUCCAACAUCGCGUUUUCCAAAGGGUAUUCGAUGACCGACUCAUUUUUCCACCAGUCUCUCGGCCGCGAAGAGUGCUUGACUGCGGAUACGGUGCGGGAUCAUGGGCUAUCGAAGCUGCUGAGCGAUACCCUUAUUGCGAGGUAACUGGGGUCGAUAUAUCGCCGCACAUGAAUCCAGACGACAUGCCGGACAAUUUGUGGUUACAGGUCGACGAUCUCAACCGCUCGUUCACUUUCGAUUCGAAUUGGUUCGAUCUUGUCCACUCGAGGCUCCUCGCAACCGGGCUCAACCGCUCAAGGUGGCAGUCAUAUUUUCAAGACAUCAAAAGGGUUCUGAAACCGGGUGGCUGGGUACAAGUAGUCGAGAUAUAUUUCAACGUUCAAUCCGACAACGGCUCGAUCACCGAAGAACAUGGCUUAAGGCAAUGGAGCGCGAGGUUCAUGAGAUCACUGGAAGACACCAAGGACCUCCGUGUGGGAACGCGACUAAAAGCGCUCAUGAUGGGAGCAGGGUUGGUAGACAUCGACGUCAGGAUGAUCCCACUGCCACUCAGUGCAUGGUCGGGUGAUCCACGAAUGCGAGAAAUUGGCAUGGUAAAUCGAGAAAAUGUCAAGCGCCUGUUUUCGGCGUUGGCACAUUACCCUUUGACACAAAGUCAGCGUAUGCCUCAGGAGGAAUUCCAAACACUGGUGACUAAGGCCGCGCAUGAAGCCGACAACCCCAGAAUCAAGGCAUAUUUCCCCGUAUACGUCUGUAUUGGACGGAAACCAUAA
Aspergillus ruber CBS 135680 is the source of this 945-nucleotide messenger RNA. RefSeq names its product class I SAM-dependent methyltransferase. The record is from RefSeq and is a predicted model, not a curated record. NCBI's taxonomy places the organism in Eukaryota, Fungi, Ascomycota, Eurotiomycetes, Eurotiales, Aspergillaceae. Gene Ontology annotation, molecular function: methyltransferase activity. Bases 1 to 945 code for a protein of 314 amino acids. The transcript is spliced from 8 exons.